CGGUCGCCAUUUUUACCUACAGGACUACAGACGGUGCUGUGCGUCGCAGUGAAUAAUACUUAUUGUUAUUGGGUGUGUCAUAAUGAAGAGUUUUAACUUAUUUUUACCACUCGCCUUCCUCUGCACAGUGAAUACCCAGCGUACACCGACAAUCUCUUACAUCUCCCAGGAGCAAAUUAAGGACAUAGGAGAGACUGUAGAGUUUCGUUGCUCUGUUCAAUAUGCACCAGAUUUCCCAGUCGUCUGGACGAAGAUCAAUAAAGACGUUGUCAAUGACCAGUUACCCCUUUCACAUGGUAGCUCUUUGAUUGUGAGGGACACUAGAUUCUCCCUGAAGUACGUCGAUGCACUGUCUACUUUCAUACUACAGAUAAAAGAUAUUCAAGAGACCGACGCUGGGAUCUACCAAUGCAAGAUUCUAAUAUCUCUGAACAAUCACGUGUCCGCAAAUGUUGAACUGCAAGUUCGCAGACCACCAAUUAUAAGCGACAACUCGACCAGGUCUUUGGUAGUCACUGAAGGACAGCCUGUGCAGCUUGAAUGCUACGCCGGAGGCUUCCCUGCUCCCAGGAUCUCCUGGCGUAGGGAGAACAACGCUAUUUUACCUACCGGAGGCUCGAUCUAUCGAGGCAACACGUUGAAGAUCCCAGCUAUCCGUAAAGAGGAUCGUGGAACUUAUUACUGCGUGGCUGAAAACGGGGUGGGAAGAGGUGCUAGACGUAAUAUUAACGUCGAGGUUGAAUUCGCUCCUGUGAUCACAGCGCCCAGGCCGAGACUCGGUCAAGCCUUGCAAUAUGACAUGGAUUUAGAGUGCCACGUAGAAGCGUAUCCACCGCCUGCUAUUAGCUGGCUAAAAGACGACGUUCAAUUAUCUAAUAAUCAACAUUACAGCAUAUCACACUUCGCGACUGCUGAUCAGUACACCGACACUACGAUUCGAGUGAUCACAAUCGAAAAGAGGCAAUAUGGGCAAUAUGUAUGCAGGGCUGCUAACAAGCUUGGCACUGCAGAAACGAGGGUCGAGUUAUUCGAAAUUUCCACACCAAAUAUUAAUUAUCCUGGGCUGCGUUGGGCAUCGGCGAGCCGGUGCAGUUUCUCGAUAUGGCUACCGAUGGUAAUGCUGUUCAUCAUCGAUAGAUAUUAGGCGUGAUCGUUGACCUUAGGGCCUCAUUUGUUUCUCUCAACUCUUACUAGAUGAUUAUUUUUGUAGUUAUUUACAAACGAAAUUAGGGGCCAGCUGGUGUAGCUGAUGUUGGCAAGGUACAAAACUAACAUUCCAAAAUAGCAUAUAACAUUCCAGAUUAGUGAUAGAGAGGUUGAUAAUAUUACCAACACGUAUUGUAUUAUAUAGUAUUUCCUUAGCACAUACGAGUUGGCUUUAAAUGUACAUAUCGGAAUAUCUUCUCUGUUUGCGAUCAUAAAAAUCAUGUUUUUGUGUAAAUGGUGUCAAUAGAUGAUUUGCAAGGAUAAUUAUUAAUUAAUUAAGAGAUUAAGCCUCUGGGCUCGCAUUCAGCUUGUCGUCGUUGCUGAAAUUCAGUGACAUCGAAAUUUAAUUUAAAAAUUCAGAUUUUGGGAAUCAGAAAUCUUAUCUUCUCUACUAAUUUGAAUAUCAACUAUAAUUGUAGCCUAAUUGGUGAGGCUAAAGCACACUUUUGUGUAGAUAAAUGAAGAAUAUCAUAAAUAUCGAUUAGUCAAGAAGAGCGACAGAACAAAAUGACAGAAAAUACUCAUUGCUUUGGAUUUACAUAAAUAUAACACUCAUUGCUUUCGAUUUACAAGAAACAAUUCUAUGAUUGUAAAUAAAUAGGAGAUGUUCAGGUGUGUACAUUUGGUUAGACUACGUACAGUGUUUCUUUCAUAUGUCAGGACGACUGAUAGCACGAAGAGGAGGUGAUCGAUAAUAAUGUUAACGAAUAUAUAGCCUUUAACAUAGUUUCUAGUAGGAGUUCGGAUCCAUCGACAUAUACAACUUAAAUAAUUGUUAAUGAUCUGUUAGAACGAUUUGAAGUGACAACGCUCGAUUGUUGCCUUGUAUUAUAAUGUUUCGACAAGUGCGAGAAAAAAAUUGAUUCACGUGCCCCGUCGUGUCUUAAGACGGUGCAUUUAAAUCGAACGAUGAAAUGUUUCUUGUUCGUCUUCUACUUCGAGACGUUUAUGGUUUCUUCAUUGUUGAACGCCGAUUGGCAAUUAGUGGGGGAAUGGGUAAGAGUUCGUUCGUUUUUAGUGCACCGUCUGGACAAGGGGCAUGGAUUUUAUGAUAGAACUUAUUUAGUCUAACAAUUGUAUAUUGUAGUUAAAAAUUGACCGCGAUCUCUAUAUUAAGAUAAUCGCACGAGUCGUGUGUUAACAAGCGCCUAGACUGCAUACUCAUAACAGGGAUCGCUUUCGGACGAGAUGAGCGCAAAUUAACUUAGAAUCUCAGAUACGAUAAGAUUUUUUAUCACCUUUUUACGAGUUUGCAAUUUUAUAUACUUACAUCUACACUAAUAUGAAUUUUAAUAAACUGAACGAAUAAAAUAAA
Molecule: messenger RNA, 2521 nt
Organism: Ceratina calcarata
Lineage: Eukaryota; Metazoa; Arthropoda; Insecta; Hymenoptera; Apidae
Gene: Lac
Product: septate junction protein lachesin
Exons: 5
Coding region: 83-1144 (353 amino acids)
Cellular component (GO): neuron projection
Source: RefSeq, a predicted model, not a curated record